CAGAGGGGGCGGGGGGAAAGGUGCGAAAGCGGUGUGGGAGCGCGGGGUAGGCAGCGGGUCGCUGCUGCUGGUCUGUUUGGGAAGCAGCGAGUGACCACCACAAGCAGAAGGGGAGAGCCCAGAGAGUAGGAGUGUGGGAGUCUAGGGCUGCCUCUGGGCAGUCUGGAAUAAUUGAGCAAAAGGGCCCUCGCGCGGCUCCAGGGAGCUGCGUAGGAGAGAUUUUGGAAGUCAGGGCAGCCCAGAACAAGGAGCCAGGGGUACGGGAGAUUAGGUUUGCGGGCAGUACAUGUCGGGCUUGGGGUGGCUCGUGGGUACUGCGUGGGAGAUCUUGGUUUAGAGGUUUCUGCAGUCUUGCCCUCGUUGGGUAGAAUCACACUACUCACCUUUAUACAAGAAACGGUGUCUCCUGGGGCAAGGAAGGAGCCAGGAUGGCCUGGGCUCUGAAGUUGCCUCUGGCGGAUGAAGUGAUUGAAUCUGGGCUGGUGCAGGACUUUGAUGCUAGUCUGUCGGGGAUCGGCCAGGAACUGGGUGCUGGUGCCUAUAGCAUGAGUGAUGUUCUCGCAUUACCUAUUUUUAAGCAAGAAGAGUCAAGUUUACCUUCUGAUAAUGAGAAUAAAAUCUUACCUUUUCAAUAUGUGCUUUGUGCUGCCACCUCUCCAGCAGUGAAACUCCACGAUGAAACCCUGACAUAUCUCAAUCAAGGACAGUCUUACGAAAUCCGAAUGCUAGACAAUAGGAAACUUGGAGAACUUCCAGAAAUUAAUGGCAAGUUGGUGAAGAGUAUAUUCCGUGUAGUGUUCCAUGACAGACGGCUACAAUAUACUGAACACCAGCAGCUGGAGGGCUGGAGGUGGAACCGACCUGGAGAUAGAAUUCUUGACAUAGAUAUCCCAAUGUCUGUGGGUAUAAUCGAUCCUAGGGCCAAUCCAAACCAGCUAAAUACAGUGGAGUUCCUGUGGGACCCUGCAAAGAGGACAUCUGUGUUUAUUCAGGUGCACUGUAUUAGCACAGAGUUCACCAUGAGGAAACAUGGUGGAGAAAAGGGAGUGCCAUUCCGAGUACAAAUCGAUACCUUCAAGGAGAAUGAGAAUGGGGAAUAUACUGAGCACUUACACUCAGCCAGCUGCCAGAUCAAAGUCUUCAAGCCCAAGGGUGCAGACAGAAAGCAAAAAACAGAUAGAGAGAAAAUGGAGAAGCGAACACCUCAUGAAAAGGAGAAAUAUCAACCUUCAUAUGAGACAACUAUACUCACAGAGUGUUCUCCAUGGCCCGAAAUUACAUAUGUCAAUAAUUCCCCAUCACCUGGCUUCAACAGUUCCCAUAGCAGUUUUUCUCUUGGAGAAGGAAAUGGUUCACCAAACCACCAGCCAGAGCCACCCCCUCCAGUCACAGAUAACCUCUUGCCAACAACCACACCUCAGGAAGCUCAGCAGUGGUUGCAUCGAAACCGUUUUUCUACAUUCACAAGGCUUUUUACAAACUUCUCAGGGGCAGAUUUAUUGAAACUAACUAGAGAUGAUGUGAUCCAAAUCUGUGGCCCUGCAGACGGAAUCAGACUUUUUAAUGCAUUAAAAGGCCGGAUGGUGCGCCCAAGGCUAACCAUUUAUGUUUGUCAGGAAUCCUUGCAGUUGCGGGAGCAGCAGCAACAGCAGCAGCAACAGCAGCAGAAGCAUGAGGAUGGAGACUCAAAUGGUACUUUCUUCGUGUACCAUGCCAUCUACCUAGAAGAACUGACAGCUGUUGAACUGACAGAAAAAAUUGCUCAGCUUUUCAGCAUUUCCCCUUGCCAGAUCAGCCAGAUCUACAAGCAGGGGCCAACAGGAAUCCAUGUGCUCAUUAGUGAUGAGAUGAUACAGAACUUUCAGGAAGAAGCCUGUUUUAUUCUGGAUACAAUGAAAGCAGAAACCAAUGAUAGCUAUCAUAUUAUACUGAAGUAGGUGGGAGGCAUUUCAUUCUCAGUGGCUGCUGGUUCCUUCACCUCUUGGAAACUCCCCUCUGGAAGGGGUCACACAUGGAGAUUUGAAGGUCUGCAGGAACCUGACCCGAGGGAGUCCAGGCCAUGGAGGCAGAAUCCCAGCCAUCUGUGUUGGCCCAGACUCUUGUGGCACACACAGAUAACUGCCCAACACACAUUUCUGCAGCUAUUUCUUAGUUAAGAUUUCUGGACCCUGUUGUUGAGUAUCAGUAGAAACUUCAUAUCAUUUGAGGUGUAUGUAGGGCAUAAUGAUGAUGAGAAUUGUGUGAUGUUUAAUGGAAAGAUGUUAAAUUUCGUGAUAUGGAGCUGUGUAAGUUUUUUCUAAUAUAAAAGUGAACAUCUAUAUUCAUAUGACUAAAUCCUUAAUCUCUGCAUCAAACAUGCUUGCUUUUUACUACAAUUGGCCUCUGAAAACCUCAUCGAAGAGGAGAAAUACAGAGAUAGAAUAGAAAUUUUCUUUUGGUUUCCCUGUAAUUCUUUGACUAAUAGUAAUUUUAGCUAACAUUUUUGGAGUAUUUAUUUGUGCCAAACAGUUCGAUAAAUUCUUUAAAUGGACUAUCUUGUUUAAAUCCUCUUUUAGAGGUGACUAAAGAUUAUUCUUGAUUGAAGAGGCAGUGGAGACAUGUAGUAGCUAAAUAGCUUGCUAAAUAACAGGCAGCUAGCAGGUAGUAAUGCUGAAAUCCAAACCCAGGCAGUCUGGCUCUUAUUAACUGCCAUCCAUUACUGCCCUUGCAGUACUCUGUGCUUGCCAUCAUUUCUUACUGUGGCUUCUCUGAUGAAUAGGAUAUGACACUGAAUGAGAACUGAGUAUUUAACCACUGAUAGGGACAAACCAAACCUAAAUAAUGGUGAACAAAUCAAGACCUACAAAAAAUGAAAACAUAAAUUCUUUUAAAGCAUCAUCAGAUGUCAGAUCACGGAAUUUGAGGUGGUAAAAACUAGGGUUUUCUAUAGCUCCCCAAAUUCAUUAUUCUUGAAUGACCUUCUCAAGCUAUUAAUGAGAAAGGCUACCCCUUAUUUUCUCUUCCCUCUCUCUACAUCUUCUCUUGGUAUCAGAAGUUCUUUUAGGCAUGUAAUGUUUUCUUAUUUAAGCUUUACAAGAUAUUCAUUUCGAUCCCAUUCACAUUCUUACCAUAUGUUUUCGUUCUUUGUAAAGAGUGAUUGCGUGUAUGUACAUGUGUAAAACUACGUGUCAUCUUUUUUCACAUGUAAGAUUUUAUCCAGAAAUCCCUUUACACAUUAUGUUGAGGUAAAAAAAAGAUAAUGUUCAAAGAUUAUGUAUUGGAUUGGGAUCUCUCGGUGGGUGGGUGGGUGUGUGCGUGUGUGUGUGUGUGUGUGUGUGUGUGUGUGUGUUUAAAGCAUUUGAUAAAGUUUCAAUGUUUUUAUACAGAGAUUUUUGUUCAUUAAAAUCAACCUGCAACAUGGUCUGAUUUCUUUUGGUUGGAAACAAAUCGAAAACUUUGAAACUGGAAAAUUAAGUCAAAAAACUAGCUUAAAACUGACCUGGGCAACUUGCCGUAUUAGGCCAAAAUAUUUUUUUAGUGAAUGUUACUAGAUAUCCCCAUUUUAGAAGGACAUUUGUGAUUUUAUUUCUAGAACUGGUUGUCAGCUUCUGGGAAAUCAGCUCUCUCCUCAGCAGGCUCCUAUUGUUUUGUUUUUUCUCUAUUCUGAGUGUUGUUAGGCUGGGAGGGUUGGACUAGAUUACUUUUAAGGUCCCUUCUGAAUCUAAAUCUGUGACUCUUGUUUACUGCAAAUGAUACAUAGAAUUCUAUUAAUAUAUUUACUAUAAAUUUACACUUACUAAUUUUUACAUGGAGUUAGGGGUUUUUUUUAGAGUAUUCAAAUUUAUAGAAAUGAGUUUUUACAGUUUUGUAAUCUCAGAUCCUUAAAUCAACAGAAAACCCCUUAGACUUUCUUAGGUCCAAAAAAUAUUUAUAGUGCCAAUGCUAUAUAAUUAGUAAGAAUUAGUAUAGUAAUAGAAUAUUGUGAUUAUUCAGCUUGCUUUAAAAAUUGCAUCUGUUCACAAUAGAAUAUUGUGAUUAUUCAGCUUGCUUUAAAAAUUGAUCAUUUCCGUUAAAUGACAGUUUAAAACCAGCUUUUUUGUUAUGAAAGUAAUACACAAGGUGAUAAAUUCAAACAAUAAAAAGGGUAUAACUAUUUCUCCUUACCUCCUGGUCCCACUCUUUAGCGGUAAUCAUUGCAAAAAAGUUUUCUCCCUCUUAUCUGUCUGUCUGCCUAUCAACCUACCUACCUACCUAAUCUGUUUUCUCUAUCUCUGACUCUGUCUCUCUCUCUCCUCUCUCGGUGGGCUCAUGUAAUACUAAGAAUCUGCAGUUUGUCUUAACAUCCUGAACAUCUUUCUAUAUUAGAAUUUAUAGCUCUACAUCAUUCUUUUAAAAAUGGCCAUUCUUUAUGGAUGCCAUUUAGGUUAAGUCCAUUUGAACAUUGUAUCUUCAUAAUUUUUUUGCAUGUAUCUCUUAAGAUAUAUUCCUAGAAGUAAAAUUUGCUGAAUUUUACCUUUUUAGCAAUGUGACAACUGAUAUUUAAAGUAGAUGGUGUACUGUUUGUGUUAGAGUGAGGGUACAUGAGAAGGAGAAUGGUUAGAUUUUAGGCCCUCCUGAGAAGUAGAGUAGCAUCUGUUUGACUUAACAUUGUCUGUACUGUUCCCUUGAAGUAUAAUAGAGUCCAUCUAGAAGAAUCUGCUGUUAAAAGGGAAUUAUUGGGAAAUAAAGGGGGAGAGGUCAUUGCAGGACUAUAAGAAUUGAGUACUAGUCACUACAUGAAAUGUGGCUAUUAAGUAAUAAAAUUGACCAAUAUUAUGGCCUGUUUGCCCACAUAAAUGAUUUCUUUAAGAAGCCGUUUAUAGGGAGGGGAAAUGGGAAUGGUCAUAUUGUCUGGAAAGAGAUUACAGUACAAUGAAUAUGGGACCACUGGAGUCUGAAAGUGAGGUCUACAUGAGGGGACAGAUGCUCUGAUUCCUGAAAGUCAGGUACUGUCUAUGUUGUGAGAGGUAGAUAAUGACCUCACCACUGCGAGUUGGAGGAGCAUGGGGAAACGGCAAAUGAAAGGCUUGGCAUAAUGGAACUAGCCAUUUCUAAUUUAUGCCUAAUGAAGGAGUGUUCUGAAAACUCUUUGUAUUCCCAUGUAUUCUGAGAAUAUUUUGUAUAGGGUUGCUGCAGAGAUUUGGGCUAUCUAGUAAACUACCAUGAAGGAUUGAAUGAGCUUCUGCACUCAGUUUUGAAAGUAACACAGAUUUGGAAUGCAAAUACUUGAAGUCAGGACUGAGCUGCUCCCUCUUCACUAUAGCUUUUGUCUCUGGCCAGUACCUAACACUUCCAGAUAGCUUGGGACUAGAGAGCCGAAGUUGAGUCAUUUUAUCAUUUUUCUUCCUUGGCCAUGGGUGGUUCCUCUAUAGGAAUUUAAUCUGUUAUGGCCUCUACUGUCCAUUAUGAGAACUCCAAUCUCAACAGGAAUGGCACUAAUGCCCCAACUAGUUGCAUUCUUUAUAUACUAAUUCAUACAGAGUAAUCCUGCAUCAUUCUUCUGCUUUUCCUAAAAAUACUCUAUUUUCUUAGUUGUACCCUAGGGCUUUUUUGUUAGAAUAUUUAUUUUUAGUUUACCAUUAAAGUUUUGUUUCAAGACUUAAAUGAGGAAGAAUUUACUACCACUGCAAAAUGGAACAAGCUAGAAAAGAUGCUCUAUGUAAUGUGAGAUUAAUGCCGUCAGUACCUGUUUUUUCCUUUAUCAUUAAUACUUUAUUUCUCCUUCAAGCUGCCUUUUUUUUAAUUUUUGCUUUUAAUGACUUUAUAUUUUACCUUUGACUUUCAACUUCCAUCUCUUACCACUUCCUUUUUCUUUCAGUUUUCCUCUUCACUUCCAGAUCUCCUCUGUGUUGUUCCUGAUGAACAUAGGCCUAUUCAACAAGUUACCUUGGAAAUUGCAACAAAGUCUAACAUUUUCUCAUUCAGAGAUUCAAAAGUUACAUAUGAAUUAAAUUUUCAAUGGGAUUAAUGUCAAUUAUAGAAACUUGCUAUUUAAAAAUAUUAGUAUAUUUAUUGUAUUGUACUGUUUUGUACUGUAUGGGAUCUUUUGGGACAUGAGUAAUAACUGAUUUAUCUAUUAUGUGAAUCUGUUUUCAUAUAUUUGCAUAAGAUGAGGUACACAUUCCUCAUUUUAAUCACUGCAGAUUCCUGUUUUCUUUCUGAGUUCUAAUGUCUGAUUUUUCAUUUAAGGAUUUAGUUAAUAUCUUUUUCUAGAGAUCUUUAUAACUUUACUUCAGACUUCCACCUCCUUUAGGCUUAUUAAGGUUUCCCUCUUCUAAACUCACCCCUACACUCUACCCCCUCAAAUCUCAUUGUUACUUUCUUUUACUAAUAGGGUGUGUGUGUGUGUGUGUUAUGUAGAUCAAUCUCUGUAUGUCCUUUUUGAAACCUUUGAUAAAAACAGCUUCUUUGGUGUUUGUGCUUUUAAA
Messenger RNA from Pteropus alecto (black flying fox), 6446 nucleotides. It is a transcript of the gene TFCP2, whose product is annotated as transcription factor CP2. Gene Ontology annotation, cellular component: nucleus. The transcript is spliced from 16 exons. Gene Ontology annotation, biological process: positive regulation of transcription by RNA polymerase II. Gene Ontology annotation, molecular function: RNA polymerase II cis-regulatory region sequence-specific DNA binding; DNA-binding transcription activator activity, RNA polymerase II-specific. NCBI's taxonomy places the organism in Eukaryota, Metazoa, Chordata, Mammalia, Chiroptera, Pteropodidae. The coding region runs from base 429 to 1937 and encodes 502 amino acids. The record is from RefSeq and is a predicted model, not a curated record.